Messenger RNA from Trypanosoma theileri, 876 nucleotides. RefSeq lists its product as uncharacterized. Bases 1 to 876 code for a protein of 291 amino acids. NCBI's taxonomy places the organism in Eukaryota, Euglenozoa, Kinetoplastea, Trypanosomatida, Trypanosomatidae. The record is from RefSeq and is a predicted model, not a curated record. The transcript has a single exon.
AUGGACAGUCAACUACUAUUGACAUCACUCGUGGUGAAGGUCUUGGUGAUUCAGCGCAAAGGGGAGGAUUGGAAGAAAGACAACAAAUUGGUGCUGAUCGUGUCAGAAGUGGCCACACCGAAGGUGAUUCUGAACGGGAAGAAGGUCCACCUUCUAGUCCUUAACUUGAUUCUGAUGGUGGUGAUUGUCGUGCUUCAGGCAAGGAGGGUUCCAAGUGUAAAAACAACCGUGAUGUAUCUGAAGAUUCUCAUGCUGACUGUGCGGACCCACCUGGCAAGGAGCACUGCACUAAAAAGGAUGGUGAAAGUGAAGCCAAUUACCUGGAAGCAUCUGAAACUCUUUGUCCACAACCAACAGCACCAAAGGAACCAGCUCCCACAUCACCAAAGGAACCAGCUCCAACUUCACCAAAGGAUCCUAAUUCACCUAACGGACAGAAUGCUUCUGGUACUAUUGUUAAUGGUAAUGUUGGUGAUGGUUCUAAUGGUGGUUCUUCUUCUGAUCAUCCUGAUACACCUCCUCUCACUGCUGCUUCUUCUUCUCCUGCUGAGGAGAGUGCUGCUCCGACUGAAGGUGGCAGUCAAGCUGGAGGCAGCGGCAGCAGUGCACCAGGUGAAGGUGCAGCAGAUAAUGCGAAUGCUGAGGCAACACAACCUUCUUCGUCUUCUUCCAGCAGUUCAGAGAGAGAUAAUGCAAGUGGUUCUGAUACUGCAAACGCUGGAAAUGGCACUACUUCUCCAGAGGGUGAAUCUCAAAGUAACUCAUCUGGUGUGGGAAAUACAGAAACUACCACCACCACCACAGCAACAACAACAACACUUCCUCCUGAACUCACAAACAACAAGAAGGGUGAUGCAGACAGCAGCAGGAGUAUGA